AAAAAAUUUUCUUUAGAAAAGAAAAAGGAAACAAAUAAUAUAUUUUUUGGUUUAGUUUUUGCUUUCUUCCUCUCCAAUUUUCGAAUAUCUUUUUUGGGAUUUUGGGCUUUGAUUUCCUUCUCGAUUUCGGUAUUAGGGUUCUCGUCUUUGAUUCUGUCGAUCUCUUUCGCGGUGGGGCAGAUCUCCAGUGGCCACUGUGUUGAAACCUUUUGCGCUAGUCGAGUCUGGGUUGUGUCAUUACAAAGUGUUCAGACUAUCAAGUAGGGAAGGAUGAAGAGUAGGAGAUGCACGUGGACUUAGUAUUCCUAAAUUUCUAGACAUUUAUGAGAAGGAAAAAGUACUAGAAAGGACAGUUGUAGCUACUGCAGGGGAGGGAAAAGAAGUGAAAGGAAUGAGUUGGUCUAAGAAGCCUGAAUGCGGAUUUUAAUGUAAAGUGGCAGGUUUUUGUUUUUGGUAAGAGGUUUACAUAGUAAUUUAGUCUCUUACAUGGACCAAAACUGGAAGUUGUUUCAGUAAUUAGGUAGUCUAGUUCAUGCUAGCGCUUACAGAAUGCCAUAAGAUAUAUCUUGAAGAAUGGAUGAUGACAAUGUUUUAUUUUCUGGUUGGAAUGACAAGAGUGCAGCUGAAAUGGCUGAAUCACAUCUUUUCAUUCUCUCUUGUGUUAUUGCCGGACUUGUUGGUCUGUUAACUAUAGCCUAUACAGCCUUCCAAUGGAGGAGAAAUAUUAAUUUAAGUUGGAUGAAAGCAGUGGCCAGGUCAAAGAAAAGCCCAAAGGCCAGGCAUAAGGCUCCUAUAGCUGGUCAUACUUGGGUUCUGGAAUCUGUGUCCCGUCGAAAAAACUUGAGUUGCUGUGUGUGCUUAAAGUCAAUGUCUCCUUCCCAAACCCUUGGGCCAAUGGUUGCUUCAGACAGUUUUAUUCAGCGUUGUAGCAUUUGUGGUGCAGCAGCUCACUUGAGCUGCUGUUCAAAAGCACAGAAGGAUUGCAAGUGUGUAUCUAUGAUUGGAUAUGAGCAUGUGAUGCACCAAUGGGCAGUUAGAUGGACAGAGCUUGCUGAUCAACCUGAUGAAGCUUCUUUUUGUAGCUACUGUGAAGAACCAUGUACUGCAUCUUUUCUUGGUGGAUCACCUAUAUGGUGUUGCUUGUGGUGCCAUCGUGUUCUACAUGUGGACUGUCAUGGUAGUAUGUCCAAUGAAACAGGUGAUAUUUGUGAUUUAGGCUCACUCAGAAGGUUGAUUCUUUCACCUCUUUGUGUAAAGGAACUAAACCGUAAUUCAGCUGGCAGAUUUCUGAGCUCAAUUACACAUGGAGCAAAUGAGAUUGCUUCUUCAGUACGUGCAAGCAUUAGGCCUCAGGGCAAGAAGUACAAGCAUGAUAAUGAACCCUCAUUCGACACAGAUAUUUGUGGUAGCACCUGUGAUACAUCCACAGACAGCACGGCUGAGACGUCUCAAACUGUUAAUGGUCCUCAUCCUAUCGAAGAAAGCUGUAAUGGUAGAAUGAAUGGGAUUAGUCCACAACAAGAUGGUGAUGUUGAUAAGAAACUGGAUUCCAAGCCUAGUCUCAAAAGAAGUGGGUCAAUUAAUCAGAAGGAUGAAUCUCAAAUACUAGGAAUGAAACAAAGAUAUGAGUUGAUUGACUUGCCAACAGAUGCAAGACCUUUGUUAGUUUUCAUCAACAAUAAGAGUGGGGCACAACGUGGAGAUUCCCUCAGACAACGUUUAAACCUUCUUUUGAAUCCUGUCCAGGUAUUUGAGUUGAGUCCAACACAGGGACCAGAGGUUGGUCUUUUUUUAUUCCGAAAGGUGCCUCACUUCAGAGUUCUUGUAUGUGGAGGAGAUGGUACUGUUGGCUGGGUUCUUAAUGCAAUAGAAAAGCAAAAUUUUGUUUCUCCUCCUCCAGUUGCUAUCCUUCCUGCUGGCACUGGAAAUGAUCUGGCUAGAGUACUGUCCUGGGGUGGUGGUUUGGGCUCAGUGGAGAAACAAGGAGGCCUUUCAACUGUCUUGCACCACAUAGAGCAUGCUGCAGUGACUAUUCUUGACCGCUGGAAAAUAAACAUCCUUAAUCAAGAGGGGAAGCAACUUCAGUCACCACAAUUUAUGAACAACUAUCUUGGCGUUGGUUGUGAUGCAAAGGUUGCUUUGGACAUUCACAAUUUAAGGGAGGAGAAUCCUGAGAAGUUUUACAAUCAGUUCAUGAACAAAGUUCUUUAUGCAAGAGAAGGUGCCAAGAGUAUAAUGGAUAGGACAUUUGCAGAUUUAUUUUGGCAAGUUAGAGUGGAGGUAGAUGGUACUGAGAUAGAGCUGCCGGAGGAUGCAGAAGGGGUACUUGUGGCAAACAUUGGAAGCUACAUGGGUGGUGUAGAUCUGUGGCAAAAUGAAGAUGAAACAUAUGAUAAUUUUUAUCCACAGUCUAUGCAUGAUAAGAUUCUAGAGGUUGUGAGCAUUUCUGGCACGUGGCACCUUGGAAAGCUUCAGGUGGGGCUUUCUCGUGCUCGAAGACUUGCACAGGGACAGUUAAUUAAGAUACAGCUUUUUGCCCCCUUUCCUGUUCAAAUUGAUGGGGAACCUUGGUUUCAGCAACCUUGUACAUUGGUCAUAUCGCAUCAUGGGCAGGCCUUCAUGUUGAAGAGGGCAUCUGAGGAACCUCUAGGCCAUGCAGCUGCCAUAAUAGCUGAUGUCCUUGAGAAUGCUGAGACGAACCAUGUCAUUAAUACUUCACAGAAGCGUGCUCUUCUUCAAGAAAUGGCACUGAGGCUGACUUGAAGGUUUUAUUUUAGCAAGUCCAGUUAGCAACUAGAGUUUUGUUCUGAAAUUUUUCUUUAGUUUAAUAUUUGCUUGUUCCUUUACUCCAGUGUCGUGUCACGGCUUCAGCAGAUUAAGCAUCUUUGUAUACAAACACUACUCAAAAAUUUAAUACAAGGGCCCUCAGAAAAGUGUUAUGAGGGAGUGGAAUUUUGAAGAUUUUGUAUUCAAAAUUAGUGAUUGUGAUUAAGGAAAUGGUAAAGCCUUUUGCUUUUGAUUCCAUUCGGAUCUGUACAAACUAUCAAGAAUUGAGUUUCAUACGUGUUUGCCAUGAAAACUACAGUUCGC
Rubroshorea leprosula is the source of this 3090-nucleotide messenger RNA. The record is from the annotation of a GenBank genome assembly. NCBI's taxonomy places the organism in Eukaryota, Viridiplantae, Streptophyta, Magnoliopsida, Malvales, Dipterocarpaceae.